Helobdella robusta is the source of this 1134-nucleotide messenger RNA. RefSeq lists its product as hypothetical. The transcript is spliced from 5 exons. Lineage: Eukaryota; Metazoa; Annelida; Clitellata; Rhynchobdellida; Glossiphoniidae. The record is from RefSeq and is a predicted model, not a curated record. The coding region runs from base 1 to 1134 and encodes 377 amino acids.
AUGACCAACAUGUUGGACAUUCUUCGACCUCUAGUACCCAACAGCUGUUAUCAAUCUCUUCAUCAAGAAAUGAUCACCAAUAAGAAGAACAAGUCAAAGGGUCUGCUUCCUCUUCCUUCAUCGCCAUUUCAAUCUCCAACAUCUUCUUUACCAUCACCACGGCCAUCGUAUUCAAGAACAAGUAGACCAGCAUCCUCACUUCUACCGGAUCCUGUUCACAUCAAUCAGCAAGACAAAACUUGUAAAAAUGCUCUCCUUCCCAACCCACCAUCAUCAGAUUCUCUCAGUUCUCAAGAUCAAUACCGUCGUGCAGAUUUCAAUAAAAUGAGUCAAACUAGUAAGCCUCUGCUGUCCACUCCAGCUGAUGCUGCUGUAUCUGUUGAUCUAGAUAAGGAUCGUAUUGAUGAUGAGUUAUUGAGUAGGAAGAGAGCUGCAAUGUUAAGUUAUGAAGAGUAUAAGAAGUUGAAGGAAGAAGAGUCAUCAGUUUUGUUGAAAUUGGAAGAAGAAAUCAAAAUUAUGGAAAUGCUUAUAACCAUUCAAAAGGAAUUGCUGGCUGAGGAUGAACAAAACAAGUCACUUGAUGAGAGCAAUGUUGAAGAUGCUAGUAUUAGUUGCACCAAGACAGCAAAUGCUAAUGACACAGCAAAUUUAGCAGUCCAUAAUGACUUUCAAGUUGAAAUGUUAAACAGAACACCAUGCACUGCAAACUCUAAUGAUAACAACACUUGUGACAACAGAGUGGUAUCACCAUCUUCAUCAACACCAUCAUCUGUAAAAACAAUGAAUGAACACGCAAAUAAUGAUAAAACAAAUGUUUUACCACCUGAUAAGCAACAAUUGGAUGCAAAAGCCUUGGAAGACAAAAUUAUAGUGUACUCAAGGAACGCCCUGAAAUCCCAUUAUCAUAAGGGAGCGGUUACUAGUCAAGAGUUCAAGGUCAUUAUGAGGAAAGCCAUCACCAAGAGUCGCAAGUUUUUAGAAACUCCUUAUGCAAAUAUUUAUGAAACUCCUAUAGUAAUUUCAAUAUCAGAAAGCAAGAGCAAGGACAUCACGCAAGCAAGGGUGUCAAAAUUUAUAGACGCUUACGUUGAAAAGUUAACAGCUCAAAGAAGGAAAACAAAAUUAGGAUUGUGA